AUGGUGGCGGUGAUUUUGGGGAUGGUGGAGUAUCUUAUGAUGUGGUGUGAUGGACGACUUCAACAUCCAAUUUCUUUUGUUUCACCUAAAUGCCGACAGAAGAGGAUAAAAGAUUAUCGGUUAGUUCUUGCCGGAGCUGCAACUUCUCGAAAAACAAGACUUGCCUCCUUCAUCUAUAGCAUUCUAUAUAGAGGUGGGGAAGGAGAGAUGGAUCCACCACCAGCGGAACAUUCAAGACUGAACUCUACUGAAGCCGUCAAGCGACACCGCCAAAUCCCAAUACGUACUCAGGCGCCCGGCGACAGCGAACAGCUGAGCAUCCACCAUCAUCGACGUCCGGCGCCACUCAACCAUUUCAGUUUCUCUCCUUCUCAGCCUCUCAGCACAGCGUUCAUGAAUCUCCUCGCUUCUCCAUCUAAUGUGCCCUAG
Lactuca virosa is the source of this 429-nucleotide messenger RNA. NCBI's taxonomy places the organism in Eukaryota, Viridiplantae, Streptophyta, Magnoliopsida, Asterales, Asteraceae. The record is from the annotation of a GenBank genome assembly.